This is a messenger RNA of Musca domestica (house fly), 1335 nucleotides long. RefSeq lists its product as uncharacterized. The transcript has a single exon. Bases 1 to 1335 code for a protein of 444 amino acids. The record is from RefSeq and is a predicted model, not a curated record. Lineage: Eukaryota; Metazoa; Arthropoda; Insecta; Diptera; Muscidae.
AUGACUGUGACAAUUGAGAAGGCAAAUGAAGACAAGCAACAUUUGUUGGAUCUUCUAAAAAAUCAGACAUCUAUUAUUGAUUCAACAAUCAACAUAAUUAGAAAGGACGAAGAUACGAGCCAAAGGAACUUCGGCAACAUGCAAGUGGAAUUGAACCUUUUGGCAAAUAAGGUGAAGAAAGAAGAAGAUGUUGUAAAGACAACACAAUCAAUUAUGUUUCUCACUUCACAGCUCAUGCUACUUUCAUCAAGGUUGAAACAUAUAGAAGAUAACUUAAUCGACGUUUUAACGGAUGCUCAUCAUGGUCGGAUAAGUCCGUUGCUACUUACGCCACAUCAAUUGCUACAAGAGCUCCAAACCAUCAAGGCUCACAUUCCUCCAUCUCGUGCUCUACCCGUUCGCGAAGAUAAUGUUUCGGAUUUCUUCAAAUUAAUGAAGAGUAAGGGAAGGGUUAUUAAGAACCAUAUCAUAUUCGAGAUUCGCCUUCCAUUAGUGGAUCUCCAGCAGUAUGAUUUAUUCAAAAUGAUCCCCGUACCUAUGCUACGAUCCGGUCGAUUUAUUUCAAUAGCUUUGAAAUCAACAUUAUUGGCAGCUAACGUCCAUCGGGAUGAGUUCAUAUCGCUAACCGCAGAAGAAAUGAACAGCUGCAUACAUACCACAAAUGACGUUUUUAUUUGCGACAACCAAGCGAAAUUUAGCAAAGGCGAUCGAUCACAUUUAUGCGAGGUGAUUUUCUUAUUGAACAAAUCGUCAGAAGCGUGCGACUUGCAAUCGACCAUGCACCACCAAACUUGGAGACAAAUGGCACAAAAGAAUAAAUGGAUGUUUACUCUAGCCAAUUUAACAGAAUUGUCCUUUGUUUGUGGUACAAAAAUGACACACCUGGAGGUGCAAGGAGCUGGAACUUUAGAAAUUGGGCCAGGCUGCAUUUUCAAAGACAACACAUUUACAAUAUACGGUCACUACGAAAACAAAACAACAGUGCACACAUCAUAUCUGAGACUUAAGCCACUGGAUUCCAUAAUCUCAAGCAGUAAGCUUGUCUUGCUCAACAAAACAUUAAACAGCACCUAUGAAACACAUGCUGCUGAACUCGUCACCUUACACCAACAGCUAAAAACUAUUGAAAUCGGACGCCUUCCACAAUUAAUGAAAUCGACGGCCAUUCACCAUCAUACCAUCAGCUAUCUAGCUCUUUGCAUUGGAAUUGGAGUAGCCAUAUACGUCAUUGUCAAGUUUCGCCACCACAGAACUUCCAACAAUAACAUGAACCCAACACCUACCCCUCGGCAGUCAGUCUCAUCAUCAUACGUCAUUGACCAGACAGUUUCUUGA